AUGGGUAACUCAUAAUAAUCACCUAAAUACAUAAAUAAAAACGACCAUCUAAUAAGUAUCUAUCAUAAUCUAUAUUUAGAUAUCUUGCCACAAAAACAACUAAUUGAGGACACGCUUGACGAAAGCUCGAUUUUUAAUAUUGCAGACGUAAGGUCUCCGAACACGGAAGAACUUAAAUCUACUGCAAGGGAGGAUCUCAGGAAGGUUUCUGACAUGAUAGAAAUGGAUUAAGGAAAAACAAGAAGUAAGAUAAUUCAAACUAAAAAAGGAAUGAACGUCAUUUUAUAUGAAAGUGAAUUACCUUCCAGCUUUGAACUCUUGAAUUAAAUUCCUUUGAUCAAAAGGGAGAAGACUAGAGAGUUAUUGAACUCUUAUGAAUCCCCUUCUGGCCACAAGGCUUAAGCAUUGGGCAGUUAACCAAUUGUCCAAUUUCUUAAGUGCAAUGAAAGACUUACUUAUCAGGGCCAAUGGUUGAGAUAAUAGAGAGAUGGAUUUGGACUGUGUUUUUACUAAAAUGGUUCAAUCUAUGUGGGCAAUUGGGUCAAUGAUUUAAGGGAUGGUCAUGGAAGAAUGAUUUUGGAUAAUAAUGAUUAUUACACUGGAUUUUGGAAAUAAGGAAAGUAUCAUGGAUUUGGAACUUUAAUUAGUUCUGAUAAUUUUUAUGAAGGCAAUUGGGAAGAUGGAGAAAAAGUAUUUAAAUAUUUCUAACUUAGAAUGGUUAAGGAUUGGAGAUCAAGGCAAAUAAAUCAAAAUAUGAAGGAACAUUUAAAAAAGGAAAGAAGCACGGAUCCGGAACAAUCAAAUAUAUUGAUAAUUAAAUAUACAAAGGAGAAUUCGUGGAUGGACAAUAUGAAGGACAAGGGGAAUACCAUUGGAAUGAUGGCAGUCAUUACAUUGGAGAAUGGAAAUGUAACAAGAUGCAUGGAAUGGGAGUGUUUACUAAUAAAGCCAAUGAUGUUUAUAAAGGUAUAAUAUUUUGUAUAUUGUUUUAGGAUCUUUUGCUGAGGAUAAGAAGAAUGGAAUAGGGAUGUUCAAGUGGAGUAAUGGCACAAUCUUAAAGGGAAUCUGGGUUAAUGGAUCACUGGAUGGCUAGGCAACCAUAACUAAGCCAACUGGAGAAUCCAUUAUUUUGUAUUAUAAAAAUGGUUAAAAGAUUGCAUGA
Molecule: messenger RNA, 1162 nt
Organism: Paramecium octaurelia
Lineage: Eukaryota; Ciliophora; Oligohymenophorea; Peniculida; Parameciidae
Source: the annotation of a GenBank genome assembly